Messenger RNA from Silurus meridionalis, 3050 nucleotides. RefSeq names its product spermine oxidase-like. The coding region runs from base 556 to 2025 and encodes 489 amino acids. The record is from RefSeq and is a predicted model, not a curated record. NCBI's taxonomy places the organism in Eukaryota, Metazoa, Chordata, Actinopteri, Siluriformes, Siluridae. The transcript is spliced from 4 exons. Gene Ontology annotation, molecular function: polyamine oxidase activity.
UCACAGACACACACAGAGAGCUCGUCCUGUAUUUGCGCAUGCGUACACGCACACAAAUUACCUGCUGCAUCCGGGACACCGAGACAUUUUGCGGUUACGUCGUUUGAGAUGCUGUUUUGUGAACUUCUCUAAUUUCAGUCUUGGAUGGAUUGAAUCCUGCACAGCUUGGAGAGCUCAUUUUGUAAAAACAAAAACAGAUUCAUCAGUUAACUUUCAGGAUUAAUAGGCAUUUACAGAAUAGCCAGAGCAUCUGUUCAGGACUCUAGUCCUUCAGACUGUACAUUUGAUCACAGGAAUAGAAAGUGUAUAAAUAUCAAAAUUUGUUAGUAGACUAGGUAAACUGGCAGAGGUAGCAAAGGUGAGAUUCUCUGAUGGUUAGCAAGCAUUACGUUAUUGUAAGAGCACAAAAGUCAGUUAACAUCUUGCAGAGACCAGAACAGCUCUACUGAAUGAAAUUUGGAUGUUUUAUAUAUAUAUAUAUACAGUAUAUAAAACAGACUUUCACUGUUCAUCACCACUGAUUAUUGCUUUUAAAGCAAGACCACAUUCUCUACCAUGUCCAGAGAUGGCAAGAUUGUGGUGGUGGGUGCAGGGUUUGCAGGUUUGGCUGCAGCUAUGUCUUUGAUCCAGGCUGGAUUUCAAAAUGUCAAGAUACUUGAGGCUAAAGACCGAGUAGGAGGUAGAGUCUGCACCACUAAACCAUUUACAGAGAACAUCAUUGAACUUGGAGCUAACUGGAUUCAUGGGCAGAAUAAGAAUUGCCUUUACCAGUUAGCAAAAAAACAUAAUCUGCUAGCUGAAAAAGCUUUGGUAGACCAUUCUGAGAGUUCUCGAGACUACUUUUUUAAGAAUGGCGGAAAACACUUGCCAGAUGAAAUUGUUGAUAAAGUGAAAUCUUUAUUUGAAAAACUCAUCUCCAAGGCAUUUAAGGCCGAGUUGGCUCGCAGGUAUAAAGGCUUUACUUUGGGAGAUUACCUUGAUGUGUCCUAUAGUGAAUCUGAUUUAGCAUCUGCCAAAGAUGGAUCAGGAAUUUUUGAAUGGUGCAAGAGAAGUGAAUGCACAGAUGAGGCUGUCUCCUCUCUAUACGAAGUGUCUGCAUCUCAGGAUAGCGAUUAUAUUGAUCUGGAUGGAGAGUUCUAUAAUUCCCUGGGUCCUGGGGGUUAUCAAGCAAUUUUAGAUCUUCUUCUGAAAGGUCUACCUCCAGGAACCAUUCUGAGCAACACAGCCGUGAAAAGCAUCCAGUGGGACUUGACAACAAACUCCCAAGACAACAAGAGCAAAGAAGAGAACCAUCCUGUAAAAGUGACUUGUGAAAAUGAUGAGAUCUUUGAAGCUGAUCAUGUGAUUGUGACUGUAUCUCUGGGGGUUUUAAAACAACAAGCAAGAACCAUGUUUGAACCUGCCUUACCAAAAUCAAAGCUGGAUGCUAUUGAGAGACUCGGCUUUGGUACUGUGGACAAGAUCUUCCUGUGUUUCACGAAACGAUUUUGGCCAGAAGACUGUGCAGGAAUCCAGCUUGUGUGGGACGAGGGACCUGAAGAUAAAGCAGUCUAUACUAGUCAAGACAAAGACGAUGCAUGGAAAGAGACCUGGUUUAAAAAGAUCUCGGGCUUUGACACUGUGGCUCGCCAUCCUACAGUGCUCUGUGGCUGGAUUACAGGCAGAGAGGCUCUUCAUAUGGAGACACUGCAGGACAGUGAGGUUGGAGAUAUCUGCGUAAGAUUACUCAGAUCCUUUACCAGCUGGUCUGUUCCUGAUGUCUCCAAAGUUCUGAUAACCAAAUGGGGUCAUGAUUCCAAUGUCUAUGGCUCUUAUAGCUUCAUUCCCGAGGGGGUCAAUGGUAUAAAAAAACAAAAAGAACUAGCAAUGCCACUUCCUCCUCAGAUAAAAGCUUCAAACAGUAAGCCGCUACAGGUGCUGUUCGCAGGAGAAGCCACUCAUUUGAACUUCUACACCACAACCCAUGGAGCCUAUCUGUCAGGGGUCAGAGAAGCACAGAGACUCAUUAACCAUUACUCUCAUUAAGCUAUUAAGACAUCUGUCUAUAAAUGAUGGGUAUACUACUAUUUGGUUUUAUUGUUUUACUCUUUUGAAUGAUAAAAUAUGAAAGCUUUUGGUUUUAUGAAUGUAAUCAUUUAUCAAUUAUUGGUGCAGUGUGCAGUUUGUAACAAAGAAAGAAAGAAAAAAUGACUCAGUGAUGUAAUGAAAAUUUUAAUAAAGAAAAAAAAGAUCUGUUGGAUGUGUUUAUUAGCAGUUAAAGGGUAUAUAGGGUUUUGGCCAACAGCAGAAAUCUUUCUAACAAAUAUUUUAGUGUAUAAGUCAACAGUAGAAAAUCUAAAUAUUACUAUGUUUCACUAGGUGGCACUAUUGUACAGUUUACCCUCACUAAUGGUACUAUGUGAAAGUAAACUUUCAGGCAAUGUUCAGAGUAUGUAAAUUGAUUUUAUUUUUUAUUUAAAAACAAGUUAUCAGUCGAUUAUAUGUAAAAUCGAAUAAAGCAAUAAUCCAGAUGAUUUCAUACAUGGAGGUUUCAAACUAAAUACAAUAAUAAAUACGAGACCUGAGCUGAGGCCUAAAAAAAAACGCAACUAGAAUCAGGCUGCCGAGGUUGUGAUUUCAGUUUCAAAAUGACCAUGACUGGAUUUUCCGAGUUGCAGCAAUGUGCAAUACAAUUAGUCCUCUUCAUUUUAACAGCUAAUCUUAUGAAACACUAGAAUACUUACUAAUGGAAAUGAUCACAUAAUUUAAAGAGAGUAAAUCCCAAAGAAUGCAGUGCUAUAGUAUUAUUCUCAAGUAGUUUAUUGUGUAUGGGGUACUUUAUGGGCUGUCUUCAAAAUUAAACUGCAAUACGCUGUUGACAUCAGGGCUCAUGGGCUUCAAUUUACUUUUUGUUUUGGCACAUUAUAACAAGGACAUAGUUCUCAUGCUAAUGAAUAUGUAUUUUGCCAGUAUGUUAUUUUACCCUUUAAGAACACUGCAUAUGUUUGCAUGUAUUGUUUUACAAUAUGACAAACUAAUUACACUAAGCAAAGAAUAAAGCAUAUAAUUGA